Messenger RNA from Hyalella azteca, 1416 nucleotides. Its product is annotated as arylsulfatase B-like. Bases 1 to 1416 code for a protein of 471 amino acids. The record is from RefSeq and is a predicted model, not a curated record. NCBI's taxonomy places the organism in Eukaryota, Metazoa, Arthropoda, Malacostraca, Amphipoda, Hyalellidae. The transcript has 11 exons.
AUGGCUGAGACGAAUAUCAGUGAGACGAAUAUCAGUGAGACAAACAUCAGUGAUGAGAACAUCAGUGAGAGGAACAUCAGUCAACCACACAUUGUAUUUAUUUUAGUCGAUGAUCUUGGUUACAAUGACGUGUCGUGGCACAACGAAGCUGUCUACAUGCCCAAUAUCCAGCGGCUUGCAGAGACCGGCAUCAUCCUGGAUGGUUCGUACACGCAGCCUGUGUGUACACCCACCAGAGCAGCGCUUCUCACAGGGAGGUAUCCUCACACCAUUGGCAGACAGGGCGGAGCUCUAGAGUCGUUGCAGCCUACAGGCUUGGACUUAACUCUGCCGCUGCUGCCGACGACGCUGAGAGAAGCUGGGUACUCCACACACAUGGUGGGCAAAUGGCAUUUGGGCUUCUGCAACGAGUCGUACACUCCAACCCAUCGUGGCUUUGACACUUUCUAUGGCUUCUAUGGCUCAGGCCAAAACUAUUACACUCGCUACACUAAUAAUCAAUACCACUUCAACGGAAAGCAGCAACAAGUUCAAGGCUACGACAGACGGAAACAGAUGGAUGUACAUAGAGGUGCUACCGGCGUGUACUCAACAUUUGAAUUUGCCGAAGAAGCAGCGUCACUCAUCCGCUCCCAUGACCCUCAGAAACCAAUGUUCCUCUUGCUCGCUACGCAAGCUGUUCAUGGUCCCACUCAAGUCCCAGACACCUAUAGUGACAUGUAUCCAAUGGUAGCUGACAAACGACGCAAGAAGUUCUUGGGCAUGGUGUCCGCACUCGAUGAUGCUGUUGCGUACGUCGUUGAUGCUCUCAAAGAUUCUGAACUGUACAAUAACACCAUCAUUGUUUUUACUACAGACAACGGAGGGUCACCGAAGGCCGGCGGGAGCAACUGGCCGCUGCGGGGCUACAAGCACACGCUGUACGAGGGCGGUGUUAGGGGAGCAGCUUUUGUGCACUCCCCAUUGCUGAAGCAGCGUGGCAUAAUCAAUAACAGGCUCUUCCACGUGGUGGACUGGUACCCCACGCUAGCGGGGGUUGCCAACGCGACUACUCCACCAGACCUGGAUGGUGUGGACCAGUGGGGGAGCUUGAACCUACUCGCUCCACCGCCCCGGAAUAAUACCAUCACCAUCACUAAAAUUGAACCAUACAUAAGAGCCAGUGUUCGAUCAGGCAACCUGAAACUUUUGGUGGGUGAGUUGUCGUGCCACAAGUCCGUGCCCUCGUCAGAAGACGUGGACUUACUUCGUCCCUUUCACCACGUCUUGGACUUGACACGGCGGCUCCUAGAGAGCGACGAAGGCGGUGACGUGUGGUCUUCACUGCAGGCGCGGCACCUCGUCUCGUGCGGAGGUUUGACCGACCGCUGUUUAUUUAUCGCGGAACUGGUUGAUGUUGACUUUAACCUGAAAUGA